ACCACAAUUUACAUAAGUGAAAUAAAAAUCUAUAAUAAUGAAAUUUCCAUAUUCUCUAUCCAAACAAUUUUCGAUCCCUAUUUUGGUCAUGAAAUUCCUCAUCAUACAAAGUGUUUUGUCACUGAACCUUACCAAUGAGUAUCUCAACCACAAAUGCCUCAAUCAAGGGAAAUAUAAAUCUGGAAGUGAGUACGAGAACAAUCUCAACUCGAUCUUUCACGACUUUUCUACUAGUGAUUAUGCUGAAACCGGUUUCUUAGACGCAAGUCUUGGAAAAACGACAGCCGAUUCUGUUACUGUCACUCUCCAGUGUCGUGGUGACUCUUAUAGAUCUAAUUGUCGUACAUGCGUUGACACUGCAAUUUUGGGGUUUCAUAAGAGAUGUCCAAGUAACAAAGGAGGAAUAAUAUGGUACGAUCAAUGUCUUCUCUAUAUUACUACAAUCAAAGUAAAGAGUCCAUUCAAGAUUAAUUACGAGAACAUUUUUUCUAUGCACAACCCAAAUAACGUGAGAGAGGAUGCAAAACUGUUUGCUAUGAGGGUGAGGGAUUUUUUCUCUGAGCUAACACUUAAAGUCAAGAAAAUCACCAAUAACGGUCUUCUCAAUUUUUACGCGGCGGGAGAAAAGAAGCUCGGAAAAAAUAAAUUAUAUGCAAUGGUGCAAUGUAUAGAACUAACAAGAGAUUGUAAAAGUUGUUUGGCAUGGAGUAUCACAAAGCUUUUUAAAAACAACGACAUUAAACAAGGUGGGAGAGUUUUGGGUACGAAUUGUAAUGUAAGAAUUUAACGCGGUCGGUUUCGGGUUGCUCAAGCGUUCAGGGAACUGUUAGAUUCAUCCUUAAGGUUCUUAUCGUUCUUUGGUCUCCGCCGUUUGGAGACAUAUAUGUUUAAGUCGGCGUUACGAUUCCGUUCCUUGUUGACUACAUUUGAGCUUGGAUCUUAUGAGGCAAACCCAUUUAAUGCUAUCAUUCGUGAUUUUCCUUUCAAUUUCUGUUUUCCCUUGAAAUUUUGUUUCAUCUUAAAUUAUGAACUCUUAUUGCAAGUUUUUCAGAGUAUUGAUGGCUAAUAAUAAUUGAAACCUUCGUCCCAAAAAACCACAAUAUUAAGAGCAUGAUUAUU
Messenger RNA from Brassica napus (rape), 1119 nucleotides. RefSeq names its product putative cysteine-rich repeat secretory protein 35. NCBI's taxonomy places the organism in Eukaryota, Viridiplantae, Streptophyta, Magnoliopsida, Brassicales, Brassicaceae. Bases 38 to 787 code for a protein of 249 amino acids. The record is from RefSeq and is a predicted model, not a curated record. The transcript is spliced from 3 exons.